Messenger RNA from Aureobasidium subglaciale EXF-2481, 936 nucleotides. RefSeq lists its product as uncharacterized. The coding region runs from base 1 to 936 and encodes 311 amino acids. Lineage: Eukaryota; Fungi; Ascomycota; Dothideomycetes; Dothideales; Saccotheciaceae. The record is from RefSeq and is a predicted model, not a curated record. The transcript has 2 exons.
AUGAGUCCUCCACAACAACAUGCUCGUAAUACCACUGCAAACACUCGCCGAGCUGCACCCACACAUGCACGCCCGCUAAGGCCUCCUCCGCUCGGUCCUCGAAAGCAUAGUCACUCGGCUCAGUCAAAAAAGACUACUGCCACUUCUGCAAAGAGUCACCCGAAAAGAGACAUCGACCCAGAGGACGAAGACAUGGCUGGUCUUCCUCAGUUUUGUGCUACUUGCGAGAAGCAAAUCCUCACUCCUGCCUGCAACUCCAUUCUCUACUGUUCAGAGAGCUGCCGCCGAAAGGACCACAACAAGCCUCUGAGUCACUCCAUCUUGCCGUCGGAGCCCUCGCCGCAACCUAUCACCCCCCGAAGCUCCUACUUCUUCGAAGACAACCAACACGAGAUUUUGCCCAUGCGAUCACCGACCGUCGUGCGUCCACCAUCAUUGGCCUUCUCAGACGACAGUUCGGAUCUGUCUGGCAGCGAGGAACAACCGGCAUACCGACGCAGUGAGAGUGAUGGAUAUCGCUAUCUCUCACACUACCGUUACAGCUCCACCGACCAGAGCCCCCGUCGUGCGAGCUACGAACCAUAUACACCGUCCUUGUCACACACGCCGACUUCGCUUCUCAGCACUGUUGGUUCAUAUCUAUCGGCUCGCCCGCUUCCGGGUCGCAAGAACCCUUAUAGUGCUUCGUUCAGCUCCCUCUCAGUCGACCUCGUCACGCCUGUCGUCAACACAGAACCACUGACUGCGUCAACCGAUCUAAGCCACCAGAGUACUUCACUGCGCAGUAGUGUAAGCACUAGCACUGCCUUCCGUGUCGUCGAGGGAGAAAUGAGCUACGAGAAGAAGGACUACGCAAGUGGUACAUCACCCAGCAAGGGCAGUCUUCGACAACUUUUCUUCCACGAGGCCAUGCAGGCACCCCCAAGACACGAUUAG